CUAAGGUUUAAUUGAAUUCCUAGGCUGCUAGGGAGGUUCAAUUGGAAAGUAAUCCAGACUUUCAACAGAUUUCCGACAGAAAUUGUCAUGAGAGUAAUAGUACACAAAUCUUUUCAAACUUUCCAAUUCACGUAAAUAUCAAGAUUGAACAUCCUAUACCUUACCUAUCAUCCAGAGCUACGCGAAUGAUAGUGUAAUCCGGUUUAAUAAUUUCGAGUACUGCCUCAUUUGGGUUUACUAAGAACGGAGAAGAUGGCAGAUUCCCGAACACCAGCAAAGAGAACACCCUCGGCCAUAUCUAGAAAGCCCAGCUCAGUUUCGUCUUCCGCCAACACCGCCAAGGGCCAGCAAACCAUCCUCGGCUUCUUUUCCAAAGCCUCCCCAGCUCUGACCUCUUCGCCCACCCCUUCAUGUCUGAAGGAAACCACCAAGUCCAACAGGAAGCCUUCUAUUGUUACCCCCGUUCCUAGCAGCGAUGCCCUAGAACCCUCCAGCUCUCAAGAAAACCACGGCUCCGCCGCUACGAUAAAACCCGCCUCCGCCCGUGCCAUCGCAGAGAGCAGUCCAACCCGCAAGAUUAAAAAGACGGUCAAUUACGCCGAGUCUUCCGACGACGACGAGGAUGUCUUCGUAUCCUUGAAGGCUUCCCAAGCGCGACGCCGUGGUCGCCAGCAAUCUAGAGUUGUCGAUGACGAAGAGGAUGAUUACGAGGAAAGUAAGGAUGUUGCUCUUGAUGACGACGAUGAUGAAAUGGCCGAUUUCGUUGCAUCCGAUGAUUCAGAUGCUCCAACCAAGAAACGAAAACGCACCUCUAAACCUCAGCCUGCUCGAAAGAGAUCACAGGUCUCGCUUCAGACCUCGAGGCGCGACGACGAUGAUCAAGCUAACAAGGACGAUGAUGACGAAGUAGCAGACAACGCACCGGCAUCUACUGCACAGCAAUGGCGAUACGAUCCCGAGAAUAUUGAACCGGCGAAGCCAAGGACGGCGGUCCAACCUACACCUAAGACUUUUGUCGGCAAGCAAAAAGCUCAUACACGCGAGCCCGAGGAGCGUUAUCCCUGGCUUGCUAAAAUCAACGAUAUAAACCGAAACCCUCCAGAUCACCAAGACUUUGACCCCUCGACCGUCUACGUCCCCCCACUAGCGUGGAAGAAUUUCUCUGCUUUCGAGAAGCAGUACUGGGAGAUUAAGCAGAAGCUGUGGGACACCGUUGUCUUCUUCAAGAAGGGGAAAUUCUACGAGCUGUACGAAAACGAUGCCACUAUCGGCCAUCAGCUCUUCGAUCUCAAGCUCACUGAUCGUGUCAAUAUGCGUAUGGUCGGCGUCCCCGAAAGCUCGCUCGACAUGUGGGUCAAUCAGUUCAUCGCCAAGGGCUACAAGGUAGCCCGUGUUGACCAGAUGGAGACCGCGCUGGGCAAGGAGAUGCGCGAGCGGGUCGACGCUAAAGCGAAGAAGCAAGAUAAGAUCAUCCGACGAGAGCUUGCCUGCAUUCUGACGGGUGGCACGCUAGUCGAUGGCAGCAUGCUUCAAGACGACAUGGCAACCUACUGUGUAGCCAUCAAGGAAUCUGUAGUUGAUGACCACCCGGCGUUCGGUAUUGCUUUUGUUGAUGCUGCAACCGGCCAGUUCUUCAUCUCCGAAUUCGAAGACGACGUCGAUCUGACUAAGUUCGAGACGUUCGUCGCUCAGACGAACCCUCGGGAGUUACUCCUGGAAAAGUCGCAGAUUUCCACUAAGGCUUUGCGUAUUCUCAAAAAUAACACCUCCCCCACCACCAUAUGGAAUUAUUUCAAGUCCGGUAGCGAAUUUUGGGAUGCUGGUCUUACCCGUAGAGAACUUGACUCCAACGGAUACUUCGCAGAAACCGAUGGGGCUGAGGAGCGUUGGCCUGAUACUUUAGUCGAUGCCAGAGAAAAGGAUCUGCUCAUGUCUGCUCUUGGUGCUCUAGUUCAGUACCUUAGAGUGCUUAAGAUCGAGCGGAACCUGCUUUCUCAAGGCCACUUCACGUGGUAUAACCCCAUUCAUAAAAACGGUACCCUGGUUCUCGACGGACAAACCCUCAUCAACCUCGAGAUCUUCGCCAACUCUGCAAAUGGCGGUUCGGACGGAACGCUAUUCACCCUCCUAAACCGCUGCGUGACACCCUUUGGCAAGCGGCUGUUCCGACAAUGGGUAUGUCAUCCGUUAUGCAACAUCCAGAAGAUUAACGAACGUUUGGAUGCUGUCGACAUGUUGAAUGCCGACCCGACAGCCCGAGAACAACUGUCCUCACAGAUGACGAGGAUGCCCGAUCUCGAACGCUUGAUUUCUCGAAUACAUGCAGGAGCUUGCCGACCGGAGGAUUUUGUGAAGGUCCUCGAGGGUUUCGAGCAGAUCGACUAUACCAUAGGCCUUUUGAGUUCUUUUGGUACCGAACAGGGCUUACUUGGCCGCCUCGUCUCGUCCUUACCGGACCUCAAAGAACCGCUUUCGUUUUGGAAGACGGCGUUCGAUCGUAAGAGGGCUCGAGAGGAGAAGAUACUUGUUCCCGAGCGUGGCAUCGAGGAAGACUUUGAUAAGAGUCAUGACAAGAUUGUGGAAAUCAAAGACGACCUUCAGUCGCUGCUUGAUGAGAAGAAAGCCGCGUUGAAGAACAGGUCUUUAAAGUUCACCGACGUCGGAAAAGAGGUUUACCAGAUCGAAGCGCCCAAGUCGGUCAAGGUUCCCAAGGAUUGGCAGCAGAUGUCCGCUACCGCGAACGUCAAGCGCUACUACUUCAAAGAGCUCACAGAUCUUGUACGGCAACUUCAGGAGGCGGAGGAGACUCACUCUCAGCUCGUCCGAGAGGUAUCCCUGCGCCUCUUCCAACGGUUCGAUGUCGACUACGACACUUGGCUUCAGGCCAUCCGCAUCACAUCCCAGGUCGACUGCCUACUCAGUCUUGCCAAGGCAUCCUCGUCCCUAGGCGAGCCGAGCUGCCGUCCGGUCUUCAUCGACGAGGAGCGCAGCGUUGUAGAGUUCGAGGAACUUCGGCAUCCAUGCAUGCUCAACACCGUCGAUGACUUCAUCCCUAACGAUAUUGUAUUAGGUGGCGAUUCUGCCAAGAUUAACCUAUUGACUGGUGCGAACGCUGCCGGUAAAUCCACCAUUUUACGAAUGUCCUGCAUCGCAGUCAUUAUGGCGCAGAUCGGUUGCUACGUGCCGGCUACCUCGUCUAGGCUGACCCCCUGCGAUCGCAUUAUGUCGCGACUCGGCGCAAAUGACAACAUCUUCGCAGCACAGUCGACGUUCUUCGUAGAAUUAUCAGAGACUAAGAAGAUCCUCUCCGAGGCUACACCACGUUCCCUUGUCAUCCUCGACGAGCUAGGCCGUGGUACUUCUAGCUAUGAUGGUGUUGCUGUGGCCCAAGCCGUUCUACAUCACGUCGCUACACAUAUUGGGUGUAUCGGUUUUUUCGCCACUCAUUAUCACUCCCUCGCGACCGAGUUCGAAAACCACCCUGAAAUCAGGGCGAAACGCAUGCAGAUCCAUGUUGAUGAACAGCAACGACGUGUCACCUUCUUAUACAAAUUGGAGGAUGGCGUGGCCGAGGGGAGUUUUGGUAUGCAUUGCGCGGCUAUGUGCGGCAUUGCCAACCGUGUCAUCGAGAGAGCCGAAGUGGCUGCUAGGGAAUGGGAACACACAAGCAGGCUCAAGGAGAGCUUGGAACGUGCAAAGGAAGGCUGCUACAUCCCUCUAGGUAUGUUGAGCGACGUGGCUACACUGCUUGACGAGACAAAGGGCAAAGACAUCAGGACGCGAAGUCUCGAUGUUCUUGCUCGGGCGAUCGAGGCCCUUUAAAGGCGCAAAGGAACACACCCUUCGUAGAUAUGAUUUGAAAAGAAAAGAGCUUGUAUGGAUUGUAUCAUACUAUGCCUAAUGGCCGAUAUCACAUGUUCGUGAUACUGCCGAUGAAGCAUCCACUGUAUGUAUUUGGAGUUGGGGUGUUAGGUAGAUCAGGUUGCUCGCUCAUGGCUGUUACAUACGCUGCUUCGGUAAUAAAUGUGAAUACUCGUACUUUAGAGUCAUUGGCCUCA
This is a messenger RNA of Annulohypoxylon maeteangense, 4058 nucleotides long. RefSeq names its product DNA mismatch repair protein Msh6. The record is from RefSeq and is a predicted model, not a curated record. Gene Ontology annotation, molecular function: mismatched DNA binding; ATP-dependent DNA damage sensor activity; ATP binding. The coding region runs from base 253 to 3822 and encodes 1189 amino acids. NCBI's taxonomy places the organism in Eukaryota, Fungi, Ascomycota, Sordariomycetes, Xylariales, Hypoxylaceae. Gene Ontology annotation, cellular component: MutSalpha complex; nucleus. Gene Ontology annotation, biological process: mismatch repair. The transcript has 5 exons.